Vespa velutina is the source of this 9477-nucleotide messenger RNA. RefSeq names its product titin homolog (gene Sdb). Gene Ontology annotation, cellular component: cytoskeleton; ciliary basal body; sperm flagellum. Gene Ontology annotation, molecular function: microtubule binding. Gene Ontology annotation, biological process: microtubule anchoring. The record is from RefSeq and is a predicted model, not a curated record. NCBI's taxonomy places the organism in Eukaryota, Metazoa, Arthropoda, Insecta, Hymenoptera, Vespidae.
UAGAAUGGAUAUAUCUAUAUAUGGAACAAGCCAGCCUUCCGUUACUUUCACUCGAGUAUAUAAUUUAUUAUAUUUUUUACUUUUAUUUCUUCUCUCUCUCUCUCUCUUUUUUUUUUCUUCCUUGUCUUUUUUUAAGCAACUAUCAGCAAGCAGUCUGACGACUAAAAAAAUAAGAGAAGAACGAAAUCGAAUCUGAAAGAGAGAUGUCACUAAAUCACGAAAGAAUUCAUCGAAACAGAGCAGGUGACUAGUAUGGUAGCUCGAGAUGUCGUCGACGAUAUUCGGUUUGAGAGGAUCACCAGCUCAACUCCUAAACCAACGACCGAUCCCACAAGAAAACGUCCCCAGAAAGACUUGGUUAUCCUCAAGGAAUACCAGGAUGUAGGGAAGACGAUCGAACGAAAUCGAUUCCAGCUGCUGGAAAACCAUCUCGCCCUCAGCAACCAGAAAAAAGUCCUACGGAUGAUAUCAAAAAGCCGACCGAUAGAGGGAACACCACGAGAUUAUGUCUCACCAACGAGAAAGCAGCACCAAUACCAGCGGCCGGCAAACCAAGUAGACCGGAAAGAGAGAUCAUCAAGUCCAGAGAAGCUUGGAAAAGUUGAAAAAUUGUUGACUCGUCCAAAGAUGAUAAACCAGUUGAAGGAAAACCCAGUCGUCCAGAGGAUAGACCAGCUGCAGGGAAACCAAGCCGUCCUGAUGAAAAAUCAAUUGCAAGCAAACCAAGUCGUCCUGAUGAAACUCAUGAAAGACCAGCUGCAGGGAAACCUAGUCGUCCUGAUGAUAGACGUACUGUUGACAAACCCAUUCAUCCUGAUGAAACUUAUGAAAGACCAGCUGCAGGGAAACCUAGUCGUCCUGAUGACAGACAUACUGUUGACAAACUCAGUCAUCCUGAUGAAAUUCACGAAAGACCAGCUGCAGGGAAACCUAGUCGUCCUGAUGACAGACGUACUGUAGACAAACCCAGUCAUCCUGAUGAAACUCAUGAAAGACCAGCUGCAGGGAAACCUAGUCGUCCUGAUGAUAGACGUACUAUAGACAAACUCAGUCAUCCUGAUGAAACUCAUGAAAGGCCAGCUGCAGGGAAACCUAGUCGUCCUGAUAAAAAACCAGCUGCAGGCAAACCCAGUCGUCCUGAUGAGCCUGAUGAAGACCAGUUGCAGAGAAAUCUAGUCGUCCUGAUGACAGACAUACUGUAGACAAGCCCAGUCGUCCUGAUGAAUUUUAUGAAAGACCAGCUGCAGGGAAACCUAGUCGCCCUGAUAAAAAACCAGCUGCAGGCAAACCCAGUUUCCUGACGAGCCUGAUGAAAGACCAGCUGCAGGGAAGCCUAGUCAUCCUGACGAAAGCUCAAUUAUAGGAAAACCCAGUUAUUUUGAUGAACCUGAUGUAAGAUCAACUGAAGACAAACCCAGUCGUCCAGAGGAUAGACGACCAGCUGCAGGCAAACCCAGUCGACCAGUUGAUAGACCAAUUGCUGCCAAACCCAGUCGUUUUGAUGAACCUGAUGAUAUAUCAAUUGAGAUAAACCCAGUUAUCCUGAUGAAAGACCGGCCGCAGGGAAACCCAGUCGUUCUGAUGAACAUCCAAUUACAGGAAAAUUCGAUCGUCCUGACGAAAAACCAGGAAAGCAUAGACGUGGUGAUCAAUCACCGGAUUCUAUUGCCGAUUCUGAAAUAACGCCAACGCCAUCAGAAAUCCUUUCACGUUUGCCAUUAAGGAACAGUGUAUCUGUGAACUCUGUACUUGUGGACGCCAUCGUGUCCGCACAAUCUUCCUGAAGAUAAUAUAGAUAUUUCACGCGAUGAGCCAGUACACGUGGUCAGUUCGUAUCGUGAAGAAUUUGAUGAGAAACACGUGGAGAGACAGCACAGAUACCACCAUGAAGAUCACUUACCAUGGAGGGUGAAUUUGUAGGAGAGAGGACGUACCGAUUAUGUGGCCACUUAUGGCGAACGAGAGCACUGUAAGAAAACCACAAGACCAUUUGAAACCUGAGGGUGAGUUUAUUGGAAGGCCAAAGGUAGAAGCACCAACCAGAGGUGAAAGGGCACCAACCAGAAAGCCACAGGACAAUCUUAAACCAGAGGUGAAUUUAUUGGAAGGCCACAUGAGGAAGCUCCUAAAUAUGGCGAACGUGUUCCAGUUUGUCAAACCAAAAGACAAUCUCAGACCUGAAGGUGAUUUUGAAAGUGUGACAACAACAGAGCUGGUGUUCACCGGGGUACCCGGCGAACGACCAAGCCCAGUACGUCGAAAUACAUAUAAGGUUGAAGGUGAAUUCAUUGAUGAAACUACAACGAGAUCAGAAUAUAUUGAUCAUCGUAGCAUCCAACGUGCGGAGAUUAUUAAACGUACGGAUAACCUCACCGUAGGAGAGGGUGCAUUCACGGGAACCUCCCAUUUGAAAGAGGAUUUCCAUAAGUAUGAUGUCGUUGAACGUGAACCAAGACAGUAUAAAGCGUUCGAUGAAAUUGAUUACAUUAGUAAUACAGUUAUGAGACGAGAUGAUAAUUUGAGACCGGUAGGACCGAUUGAAUGGACAUCACAUGUGAAAGAUGAUUAUAUUGUACCGGCGAUAACGCAAGACCUGAACAGAAAAGACCUAAUGGACAACUUGAGACCAGAGGGACCAUUUGAAGGUAGACCAAGAGAUGAUUACAAACCAACUCGAGGUGAAAGGGCUGACGUUAAACGGCCUGCAGAUAAUUGCGACCAGAAGGACCAUUCGAGGGACGACCUAAGGACGAUUAUACCUCCGAAACGUGCAGAGAGAACCAGAAAGAUGAUUAUAAACCAACCUCGAGGUGAAAGGGCUGACGUUAAACGGCCUGAAGAUAAUUUGCGACCAGAAGGACCAUUCGGGGACGACCAGGAUGAUUAUACUCCGAAACGUGCAGAGAGACAGAAGUUAGAAGGGCCUGAGGAUAAUUUGAGACCAGAAGGACCGUUCGAGGGACGACCUAGAGAUGAUUAUAAACCAACUCGAGGUGAAAGGGCUGACGUUAAACGGCCUGAAGAUAAUUUGCGACCAGAAGGACCAUUCGAGGGACGACCAAAGGACGAUUAUACUCCGAAACGUGCGGAGAGACCAGAAGUUAGAAGACCAGAGGAUAAUUUAAGACCAGAAGGGACCGUUCGAGGGGCGCCCUAGAGAUGAUUAUAACCAACUCGAGGUGAAAGGGCUGAUGUUAAACGACCUGAAGAUAAUUUGCGACCAGGAAGGACCAUUUGAGGGACGACCUAAAGAUGAUAUUCACCGAAACGUGCAGAGAGACCAGAAGUUAGAAAGCCUGAGGACAAUUUGAGACCAGAAGUGUUUGAGGGACGCCCUAGAGAUGAUUAUAAACCAAACUCGAGAUUCACCGAAACGUGCAGAAGACCUCAUGUAAUACGUCCAGAAGAUAACUUAAGACCAGAAGGACCAUUCGAAGGUCGUCCAAAGAUGAUUACAUGCCAACCAGAGGCGAGAGAGCUGAUUGUUAAACGUCCUGAAGAUAAUUUGCGCCCUGAAGAGGUCCGUUUGAAGGUAGACCCAGAGACGAUUACAAACCAACUCGAGGUGAAAGGGGCUGAUGUUAAACCUACCUUACAUGCCAACCAGAGCGAGAGAGCUGAUGUUAAACGUCCUGAAGAUAAUUUGCGCCCUGAAGGCCAUUUGAAAGGUAGACCUAAGGAUGGACUAUUCACCCAAACGUGCGAAAGACCAGACGUAAAACGUCCAGAAGAUAAUUUGAGACCGGAGGGUGUGUUCGAAGGUCGUCCCAAAGGAUGAUUACUUACCAACCAGAGGCGAGAGAGCUGAUGUUAAGGCGUCCCUGAAGAUAAUUUGCGACCUGAAGGUACGUUUUGAAGGUCGUCCUAAGGAAUUAUUCGCCUAAAACGUGCAGAUAGACCUCAUGUAAUACGUCCAGAAGACAACUUAAGACCAGAAGGACCAUUCGAAGGUCGUCCCAAAGAUGAUUACAUGCCAACCAGAGCGAGAGAGCUGAUGUUAAGCAAUAAUUAUGAAUCCAGAGGGUCUAUUCGAGGGUCCGUCCCAAAAGAUGAUUAUCACCUCAACAGAGUAAGAAAGGGACCAGAAGUUAAACGUCCUGAAGAUAAUUUGUCAGGGUGCCGGAGGGUCGAUUUGAAGGUAGACCAAGAGUAUGAGUUACAACCAACUCGAGGUGAAAGGGCUGAUGUGACGUUCAUUGGUAGACCUAAGAAAUGUAACUUUAAACCUACCAAAGGUGAACGUGCUGAUGUUAAAAAACCUGCAGAGCAAUCUCAGAACCGGAAGGUUCCAUUUGAAGGGCGACAAUUUAAACCCGAAGGACCAUUCGAAGGUCGUCCAAAGAUGACUACUCACCGAAACGAGCAGAACGACCAGAAGGUAGCGUCCAGAGACAAUCUUCGACCAGAAGGUGAUUUCGAUAGACCAGAAAAUCCUACAGUGGACCAGCCUGAACGUCGUUCACAUCAAACAUCAGACAAUCUCAAACCCAGAGGUGACUCAUUGGUAGACCUAAAGAUGACUUUAAACCUACCAAAGGUGAACGUGCUGGAUAUUAAGAAACCUGAAGAUAAUCUCAGACCAGAAGGUCCAUUCGAAGGUCGUCCUAAGAUGAUUACCUUAACAACUCGUGGAGAACGCAUGAUGUUAUCAGACUUACUGACAACCUGCGAAUGGAAGGUGAUAUUGAGAACUUAUAGAUCACGUGAUGAAUCGCACGAUUUCAUCAUACGUGACGUACUGAAGUCGUCAAGUAUCAGGACAAUUUAAGAAUGGAAGGGGAAUUCACUGAUAUCAGACACGAGAGACGAUUAUAAGGUCGUCAAAGGUGAUCGAGCUGACAUCGUACGUCACCCUGAUAACCUCAAAUCCGAAGGUCCUUUCGAAGGUCUUCCCAAGAUGAUUUACUCACCGAAAAGAGCCGAACGUCCUGAAAUCAAAAGACCAGAAGACAAUUUGAAACCAGAAGGAGAAUUUAUAGGUCGUCCAAAAGAAAAACACCUAAACGUGGGGAAAGAGCUGACUCAGAGACCUAAAGACAACCUACGUCCCGAGGGUGACUUCGAGAGACCAGAAAAAGUCCCAAUGGGUCCUAGAAGAAGAUCACCUAUCAAACAUCCAGAUAAUCUCAAACCUGAAGGUGACUUCGAACGUCCUGAACAUGAGAGUAUCAGCAGCUGAUAGACCAGAAUGAAAAAACCCAAAGAUAAUCUCAAAACUGAAGGUGAAUUUGAUAGACCACAGACAAAGAAGUUUGGACCGGGAAAGAGGACUCCUAUCAAACAUCCGGAUAAUUUGAAGCCGGAAGGUGAAUUUUAGGUAAACCUAAAGAAGAGGCACCAAAAACGUGGUGAAAGAGUUGACAUUAAGAAACCAAAGGAUAACUAUCCAGAAGGUGAAUUCGAUAGACCUGUUAAGUCUCCAGCUACUGCCGAGAAACGUACGCCUAUAAAACAUCCUGAUAAUCUCAAACCCGAAGGUGACUUCACAGGUAGACUAAAGAUGACUUCUAGACCUACCAAAGAAGGUCCAUUCGAAGGCCGUCCUAAAGAUGAUUACGUAACAACUCGGGUGAACGCAUGGACAUUGUCAGACGUACCGACAAUCUGCGAAUGGAAGUUAGCACGAGGAUUAAUCUCAAGUCCGAAGGUCUUUUCGAAGGUCGGCCCAAGGAUGAUUAUUCGCCAAAGAAAGUGGCCAGUACCAGAAAUCAAGAAACCGGAAGAUAACUUGAGACCUGAAGGUGAAUUUGAGAGGCCUGAAAAGGCACGGUGGCCAGCAGAACGUAGAUCGCCUAAACAUGAUGACAAUUUGAAGCCUGAAGGUGAAUUUAUUGGUCGUCCAAAGGAACAGGACACCAAGAAAGGUGAAAGAGCUGACGUAAAGAAGCCUAAAGAUAAUCUGAGGCCGGAAGGAGACUUUGAAAGGCCAGAGAAAAAGCUGUUGGCUCCAGCCGAAAGAAGAACAACAAUAAAACACGCGGACAAUUUGAAACCCGAAGGUGAGUUUGUCCAGAGAUCUAAAGAAGUGAUACCUGGUAAAGGUGAUCGAGCAGGCUAUCAAGAAACCUAAGGACAAUUUGAACCAGAAGGUGAAUUUGAUAGACCAGAAAAGACAGCAGUUGGACCAGCUGAGAGAAGGACACCUAUCAAACGUCCUGAUAAUUAUCCAGAAGGUGAAUUUGUGGGUCGUCCGAAAGAGAAGACACCUGGGAAAGGUGAAAGAGCUGAUGUCACGAGACCUAAAGAUCUUCGUUCAGAAGGAACAUUCGAGAGACCAGAGAAAAUCCCUGUUGACCAGCUGAAAGACGAAUCACCAAUCAAACACGAGGACAAUCUUCAUCCCGAAGGUGAAAUUGUUGGUAGACCUAAAGAUGAUUUCACACCGAAACGUGCUGAACUCCUAUUCAAAAGAGACCAAAGGAAUCUCAAACCCGAAGGUGAAUUUGUUGGCAAGCCUAAAGACGAUUAUAAACCUGGCAAGGGCAAAAAACUGAGAAUCGUAAUUCAUCGUGACAAUUUGAAGAUGGAGGGUGACAUUCACGUACAUAGAUCAAGAGAUGAUUAUACUACAAUCCAGAAUUGAACGAACAGAUGUCUUCGUAGAGAAGAUAAUCUCAAAGUGGAAGGUGAAUUUAUUGAUAUUCGAAGACGUGCCGAUUAUAGAGUGACACGUGGGGAACGUAGCGAGAUCAUCAGGCAUGAAGACAAUCUACGUCCAGAAGGUGACUUCGAGCGUCCCGAUAAGGUACCAGUAGGUCCAGCAGAAAGAAGAACACCGAUCAAACAUCCAGACAGUUUGAAACCUGAAGGUGAUUUUGUUCAAAGACCAAAAGAAUCAACGCCUGGCAAAGGUGAUCGAGCAGCUUUAAGAAAACCCAAGGGACAAUUGAAACCGGAAGGUGAAUUUGAUAGACCAGAAAAGGCAAUAGUUGGUCCUGCUGAACGAAGGACACCAAUCAAGCACCCUGAUAAUCUCCAUCCAGAAGGUGAUUUCAUUGGUAGACCUAAAAGAGACUCCAGGUCGUGCGAUCGAGCUGAUGUUAAGAAACCAAAGGACAAUCUUCGUCCAGAAGGUGAAUUUGCUAAACGUACACCGAAAAACCUCGAACCAGCCGAGAAACGUGGUCCGAUUCGACACGAAGACAAUUUGCACGUCGAAGGAGAAUUUUAUAUCGUUCCGAAGGAUGAUUAUAGUCCUCAGAAAGCUGAACGUUCACGUCAAAAACCACAGGAUAAUCUUAGACCCGAAGGUGAAAUGCAGAUAAUGCAACCUUCGAAAGAAGAUUCAAAUACACGAACGGUGAAAGAAUGGAAGUACGUCGUCACGAAGCUCAUUUACGUAUGGAAGGUGAUUGAUGUUCGCCGAUCUAGAGAUGAUUACAAGAUCACCAAAGUUGAACGAGUAGAUAUAAAGAAAAGAGAGGAUCAUUUAAGAAUGGAAGGUGAAUUUAUAGAUGUUAGAAGAAAGGACGAUUACACAUACUUUGCUGGCGAACGAGUGUCUGUUACAAGACAAUCGGAUCAUUUACGUCCCGAGGGAGACUUUGAUAGACCUCCGAAGAGUCACGUUUCCCCCAUUCGUCAUGUUGACAAUUUGAAGCCGGAAGGUGAUUUGUAGGUCUUUCACGGUGAUGAUUAUACGAUUAAACGAGGUGAAAGAAGCGAGGUUAUCAGGAGAGAAGAUAAUUUGAAACUGUCAGGUGAUUUCAAGGGGACCAGCAUGCAAAAAUCGACAUAUACCGCAGUACGUGGUGAACGUGCUGAGGUUAAACGUCAUGAAGAUAAUCUCAAGGUCAGUACUGAUAGUAUGGAAACAAAGACAACCAGUAAGGACUCGUGCACACCUAUAAAGAAGGAUUUGUCACAUGGUGAUAAACAAAUAAGUCGAAGACGUCACAUGGAAUCGUCGAAUUUAGGUGACGACACUAGCGUCAUGACAACGACCAAUCAAAGAAAAUUACAAACUUAUACCAAACGUGGUAAAGAAAUAGACCACAGAUCAGCAAUCUCGAAUCAGAUAUCAAGAAGAAUAUUUCCGUACAGAGAAUCUAUUCCAGUGAGCAAACACUCUAGAUCCCAAAAUCUAUCCCAAUCACGCGAGCGUAGUAAACGUGAUUAUGUAAAUUCAAUGCAUAUGGAGAAACGUCAGAGCAGUGCUAUUAGACAUACCAAACAGCAUUACGAUCAGCACACUGUAUCCAGCCAAGCUAAAUACAACGGAAGUCCCAUCAUAGAGAAAAAUAUUAUUUCGUCGUCGUCAGCUGACGUAACCAACGUACUUCAUCGUCGUAGUGGUAUGACUACGUCCACGGAAGCUUUACAUACGAUAUCAUCUACUGCAGCUGCAAAAAAGAGUCUCUCAAAUUUAGCUGAAAGUGGACAUACUAAGCAAUUCGGUCAGAGUAAUGACAGACGUAGUUUGACCUCGUUGCACCGUAACAACAAGGAUGCAAACUUUGGGGCAUCGUCUACCUACGAAAGACCACAGAGAAUCAUCAGGCAAGAUAAGUUGACAGUGUGGUAAUUUUAUUCCCAUAGCGAGGCCAAAACUUAUGGGAAUUUUGCUAAUACUCAAAAAAUCGACAAGGGUACAAAACAAUCGAACGUGUCGCAUAUUAAAUUGGGCGACGGCAAUCAUGUACUUCUAGUGUAUAAAAAGGAAUAUGCGCCUAAACACAAAGGUCCCUGUCCUGCGUCCUUAAUCGAAUCGAAACAAACACCCUUCAAACAUACCAGGGACACACCCACUAAAUUUUAUAUGCCACUUGUUUCGAAUUAAAUUUAUUUAGGAUCUAAUGAUCCUAAAUAGGAUCUAAGAUCAUUGAUCCUAUCGAUUAAUUUUUUAUUACUUCUUUUCACUUUCUUUUUUUCUUUUUCUCUCUCUAUUUUUUUUCUUCCUUUUUUCGCUUCAAAUUUUUCGUUUUUUAAUAAAUUUAAGAUACAACACAUACACACACACACACACACACACAUAUAUAUAUAUUAUAUAUGUGCGUAAAAAAAAUAAAUCUGUUCCAAUGAAAUAGAUCAACGAAAUUUUUAUAAAAUUUAUUCGAGCGAGCUCUCGAAUUAUCCUGACAUAUAUUUGUUAAUGGAUUGUUAACGAUCCUAGUAAGAGAAAAGAGAGGAAGGAGGAGGGAGUGUGGGAGCGUAUAAACCGAGAUAGAGAUAGAGUAGAGAGAGAGAGCGAAAGAAAGAGGAAAAAAAAAAACAAUAUAUGUGAUAAAUUUUUGCUGUUAUAUUUUGUGCAUUAUACAUAUUAUUAUUAUUCGUGCGAGACGCUGUGUAGGAGUAACAAAAAAAUAAAAAAUAAAAAAAAAGAAAAAAAAAACGAAAGAAAGGAAAGAAAAGAAAAGAAAAAAGUGGAGAGAGAUUCGCUAGAAAAAAAAUGAUUACAGAUUAUUUGAUAGGGACAUCGAAGUUGUCCUGAAGUUUUUCAACAAAAUAAUAACGAGAAAAAUACAGAUAUUCAGAAAG